Molecule: messenger RNA, 930 nt
Organism: Elephantulus edwardii (Cape elephant shrew)
Lineage: Eukaryota; Metazoa; Chordata; Mammalia; Macroscelidea; Macroscelididae
Product: olfactory receptor 1A1-like
Exons: 1
Coding region: 1-930 (309 amino acids)
Biological process (GO): G protein-coupled receptor signaling pathway
Cellular component (GO): membrane
Molecular function (GO): G protein-coupled receptor activity; olfactory receptor activity
Source: RefSeq, a predicted model, not a curated record
AUGAGGGAAGAAAACCAGUCCUCCACCCUGGGCUUCAUUCUCCUGGGAAUUACUGGCAAGCAGGAGCAGGAAGACGUCUUCUUCAUCCUCUUCCUGUUUAUUUACCCCAUCACAUUGGUUGGAAAUCUGCUCAUCAUCUUGGCCAUUCGCUCUGACAUCCGCCUUCACAAUCCCAUGUACUUUUUCCUUGCCAAUCUUUCCUUUGUUGACAUCCUGUUCUCAUCUGUAACGGUCCCUAAGAUGUUGGCAAACCACCUCUUGAGCAGCAAAGCCAUCUCGUUUGGAGGAUGCCUAACACAGAUGUACUUCAUGAUUGCCUUGGGUAACACAGACAGCUAUAUCUUGGCUGCAAUGGCUUAUGAUCGUGCUGUGGCCAUCAGCCGCCCCCUUCAUUACACAACAAUUAUCAGCCCCAAAUCUUGUAUCCUGCUUGUUGUUGGGUCAUGGGUGAUUGGAAAUUCCAAUGCCCUCCCCCAUACUUUGCUUACAGCUCGUUUGUCCUUUUGUGGCAACAAGGAAGUGGCCAACUUUUACUGUGACAUUACCCCAUUGCUCAAGUUAUCUUGCUCUGAUAUCCACUUUAAUGUAAAAAUGAUGUACCUAGGAGUUGGUGUUUUCUGUGUGCCAUUAGUAUGCAUCAUUAUCUCCUAUAUUCGGGUCUUUGCCACUGUCCUACAGGUUCCAUCCACUAAAGGUUUGCUCAAAGCCUUCUCCACCUGUGGCUCCCACCUCACAGUUGUUUCUUUGUAUUAUGGAACGGUGAUGGGCAUGUAUUUCCGUCCUCUGACCAGUUACAGCCUAAAGGAUGCAGUGAUAACUGUGAUGUACAUGGCAGUGAUUCCAAUGCUAAAUCCUUUCAUCUACAGUCUGAGAAACCGAGAUAUGAAGGCUGCCUUGAGGAAACUCUUCAGCAGGAAAAUUUUCUCAUAA